Molecule: messenger RNA, 3080 nt
Organism: Malurus melanocephalus (red-backed fairy wren)
Lineage: Eukaryota; Metazoa; Chordata; Aves; Passeriformes; Maluridae
Gene: CFAP20DC
Product: CFAP20 domain containing
Exons: 18
Coding region: 506-2908 (800 amino acids)
Source: RefSeq, a predicted model, not a curated record
UUCACACGCUUGGGGCACCUGUGAGGGGCCAGCACAGGCUCUGCGACAGCCCCGGCCAGGUGCGAGUGAGCCGGAGCGGGGCUGGGGACGGGGAACCGCGGMCAGCGCAGCCCCGGCCGGACACCGCCAUCCCCCGCCCGCCUGAGGGGCGCCGCCGGUGCCCCCGAGCUGGUACCGGCCCUCAGGGCCGCCCCGCCCCGCGCCGCCAUCUUCAACGGCCCCGCCGCCCUCACACAGGACCAGUUGCUGGAAUCCGGGGCUACCUAAACACCAAAUAUUAUUGAAAUAUACAUAAGAAGCUGUCACAGGAUGAAGGUAUUUYUGCAGAGUCCUCAGUGGCUUGUGUGAAUGGAAGGAAUAAGGGGCACUUUGGACACUGCUACUUUAUUAUUGAUGUAAGAAACAUGGUGAAACUAAUAAUCAAAGUCACCGCACAAACCAAGGCAUCACAAGCAUAGCUUGCAAGUGUGUUUACUGAUUGAGGAGCUAAAAUUAUUUUCUGCUUAUGAAAGCUGGAAAAAUGUUCAAAAAUCACUAUCAGGGUGGUCAGUUUGUUGAAAUAUUCAGUGCUCAAGGCAAAAACCCAGGAGCAAAAUGGAAGAUUUUUGGCAGUCCAUCAGCUAUAUCAAAAGAAUAUGACAAUGAACUAAAAGGCUUUGUUUUUGUACUUCAAGGAAGCAGUCUAAUCAACAAAAUGAAGCUACCAAAGGAAACUAGACAAACUUUGGGACUGAUCCAGCAAUUUCUGACACUUCAGAUUUUUGUGCCAUUGGGAAAAGACUUCUCCACUGAGUUGCUGAUAACUGAUUUAGGCAAUAUUAAAAGAAGAUUGUAUUUGUCAACGGUCCACAAGGAGUUGUCAGUAACCCCUCUGCAUGCAAAAGUUCCUCUGUUUAUGAUCAAGCGCAAAAUAUGGUGCAAUAUGUGUAUUGACUUGGUAGCAUUUACCAGUGAAAUAUUCAGAGGAGCUGUGUUCCGGUCUUUGGAUGGAAUUAUUAUUUCAGCUAACUGUAAGCUAAGAAAGAUCUUCACUUUAAAAUCCAAGCCGCAAGAUACAGCUGAGGGAGAUGGUACUCGCGUUGUUCCAUCUAGGCCAUGUGAGCCCGCAGAUGUUAUUCCUCAAAACUGYCAGCUCAAUUCUGAUGUGCCACAAGUUACACAAUUGCUGAAUSUAACUAAAAUUCACAAGCCAGAAAUAAAAUGUAGGGAAAAUACAGCAAAAGAAACAGGUAGUUUGGUUAAUAGAGGCCAAGGCAACAUAUUGAGCAGUAAAACUCAAGAUGUAUCACAUAUCGCAUUUGGGUCAAAGAUCCUUGGGCCACCUCCAUCUUCAAACAGAAGAGCCAAUGCAAAGGUGUCUGGAAAGGUAACAAAGACCUCAAGUAGCAAAACAUCAUGCCAGCUGCAAAAUUCAGUAAUGCCAACUGAAUCCGCACCAGAUCCUGAGAAACUGGAGCUAUCAYUCUGGCCUUGCAAUGAUACUUCAGCUCAAGGAGGCAAGAGAAAUACUCUCCAAACAACUGCAAAUGUAUGUCGAAAUGRCCCUGAAAUUCAGAUUCAGAAAACAUCUGUGAGUGGAGAAGCAGAUUUUCAGCUCACCUCACCACAAGUGCCAUCACCAGACAAGAACAGUCCUAGAAGAUUAUCUCUAAAAAAUGCAGCUAAACCCACAUGGGAGAUAACCAGUGAUAAUUGGGUGUCUCCACAGAGGUUCACUGAGAGUAUUCAGUUGGAUGGGGAGGAGCACUUUGAAGAUGCUGGAGAUUCGGCCUACUGUAAUUUACCCUCAGCCCUGAGUGCCUCUGUUGAACAUCACAGCAGGCAAACAGCUGAUCAUCACAGGAAUAAAGAAGAGGUUUUCACAUUUUCAUCAAGACCUCGAUCAGCUCCUCACGGAAAGUCUCCAAAUAUGUCACCUGAAAGUUGUGUUUUYCCUUUGGAUUUGGAGGCAGACAUUAACGGAGAGCAUGAGGGAGCCGAAACUGAAGAUAGUUUUGAAGGAAUUGACAGCAGUGAGGAGGAUGACAACAGUGAACUCAUCCAGGGCACUGAGAGUGUUGAGAACAGCCACAGUAGACAAGGAACAUCUGAUUCAGCAGUUUUUAAAGAGAUCCCAUUAAAUAAGAUGUCACAGAGAAAUGAAUACUGGAAGAAUAAGGAACACAGCAAACAUAACUUCGAAGAGACUGAGUUAUCAAAAUCACAGAGUUCCACCAUGAGGAAAGCAGAAUCUAUUAGCUUUCAGAGAAGUUUAAAGCCAAUCCUUUCUCUUUCUCCAAUUCAAAGUAAAUCUAAAUACUUUAGAGUAAUUAGAAAUGUAUCUGAAGAAACUGAAAGAUGUGAAGGAGUUUCAGAUCAAUUAGAAAGAUUUGUCAGUAAAACAUCUCCAAAGAAAGUCUCAAAAGAAAAUUCGUGUCUGACAGCACAGACUUGUGAGUAUGACAGGAAAAAGUACCAGUCAAAUAGACUGAGUUCAUUUGAACUACAGAUGCUGGCCAGCAUGAAGAUACAACAAAAUGAAGAAUUACGGGAUGCUGGGGUCUCCCAUGGGCUGAGCACGUCACAGAUCGAUAGCUGCAAUGUCAGCAUAAGCACAAGCAGUGAUGAUAACACAGAAACCUGGAACUCCUGUUCCCCACCUCCCRUCAGUCAGGAGCAUCACUAUCAGAAAGAAAUGAGCCCACUUUCUCAUUCCAACCCACAGGACUGGUUGAAGGUGUUCAAUCCCCCCAUCAUUCCUGGAAACCAGCAUCUGGAAGAGUACACUAAAUCUUCAACAGAACAGAGUACUCAAGGUGAGGAUCACCUCAGUUCUGAAGAAGAUGAGGAAUAUUUUACUCUUUUGUGCAAUUCCUAUCGGAACUGUUACUUUGACCCAAAAUCUGGGAAAUACUAUGAAUUAGCAUAGUCAGAACAUCAGAGGAUAUCAUUUUUAAUUCAUAGUAUCUUCAAACUUCUUGCAAAAUCUGACUGAGCCAUUUAAUUUAUUAUAUAACUUAAAACUUAAAUUAAACAAUAGUUUUGGGACCAAAUUAAUGAUUUUGGCAAACUGUCUUAUUUUUAUAGUUUUGUAUUAAAUU